CGACACCACGCGCCUCGCCGCACCACACCACGUGAUUGUAUGAUCAGUCUAAUAAGAAAAUUCUGCACGAUGAAGCCGCCGAAUAGUGCUACAUGAAUUAACCUAAAAGAAGUGGCUGAAUUGAAAAUGGCCGCCCUGCUGCACGACGUGGACGUGCCCACGAAGAAGGCAACCUUCGGCAUGGGCUGCUUCUGGUCCAACGACUCGCUGUUCGGCGUUACCCCCGGCAUCAUCAGAACCAGGGUCGGCUACUCCGGCGGCACCACCAAAAACCCACAUUAUAGGAACAUCGGUGACCACACAGAAGUGAUCGAGCUGGACUUCGACCCCAAGUCGGUGACGUACGGCGAGCUGCUUGACAUCUUCUGGGCUAACCACGAGUACGGACUCACCACGAAGCUCAAGAGACAGUAUCAAUCCCUGAUCCUGUACCACGAUGAGGAGCAGCGCGCGGCGGCGGAGGCCUCGUACAAGGACAUGCAGGUGCGGUGCAAGGAGCAGUUGAGGACGGAGAUCGCGCCCGCCGGACCCUUCUAUCCCGCUGAAGACUAUCACCAGAAGUACAGACUUCAAGGCCACAAGGAUCUCUGCCGUAGUCUGGGGCUGGACUCUGGCAAGCUCCAGACCUCGCACCUGGCAGCCAGACUCAACGGCUACCUUGUGGGAGUGGGAGGAAUAGCUCAGUUCGAGAAGGAGGUGGCUAGCUUGGGACUGAACGAGAAGCAGGCGGAGUAUGUGCGUCGAGAGAUCGUACGCAACGAAGGCGGUGGAUUGGCGUGCUAGUGACGUUUAGUUUUUUUUAGAUUUAAGAUCAGUGGUAAAGAUUUUGGGUAGGCUUCGAACUAACCCAAUAUUUAUUGCCAGCAUUCAUGACGUCUAAAGUCGACGCUACAUAGUUGAUUUGUUCCAAAAUACACGCCAGCGUACUGACGCGUAUGCCUUUAUUAGUUAGAUGUCAAUACGUCCCACUUGUCUCACCAGUACAAUAUGGCGUCGGACUUUUCGAGCACUGGGCAGUGGCCAGUAUGCUAGGUUUUAUUUCUGAACCUAUACUUCGUUAGUGGAGUCCUGUGGCACCUGCCUCAGGCAAAAAGCGGCCAUAUUGCACGCAUGGUUAGGCCCCGUUUAUUUAAAUUUUUGCUCACCACUAAAUGACAUCAUCGUUUAAUAUUAAAAAUCAUUCUAUAGGAAAGUUUUGGUUUGUCAUAAAGUAGAUUAAGAGCGGGCUGUAAAAUUUUGCUGUAUUUUCUAAUAUUUUCUAGUAUUACAAUCCCGGAAGACGAUUGACU
This is a messenger RNA of Aricia agestis (brown argus), 1289 nucleotides long. It is a transcript of the gene MsrA, whose product is annotated as peptide methionine sulfoxide reductase. The transcript is spliced from 6 exons. The record is from RefSeq and is a predicted model, not a curated record. Gene Ontology annotation, molecular function: peptide-methionine (S)-S-oxide reductase activity. The coding region runs from base 127 to 783 and encodes 218 amino acids. Lineage: Eukaryota; Metazoa; Arthropoda; Insecta; Lepidoptera; Lycaenidae.